CUCACUUGACAUCUGCGUACAUAUGUACGUUACCCACAGUGUCUGUCGUUGAGUACACGUACACGCGCACAUAGACGUACGGUCCUCCCCACCCAUCCAUCCAGUUGUGCGAGAAGGUCUGUCUGUACAUGCAUCGCAUCGCAUCCCUCCAACGGUAAGCUAUGCGCAGGCACACAUCUAGCUACACAUACCUCCCUCCGCUCAUCGGUCGCUAUCGCCAGCCAAAGUCAUAUCUGCGACAGCGGCUCUCACGAGCCCCUGACUGACUAUGUAAGUAUUCACAGAUAGACAUGUCGAGUGGCCGUGGUGGCCUGCCUACAUCGCGGGCACAGCCGCUGGUCUACUGGUUUAGACAUCAAGGCGGCAGCGCACGCACCACACAGACAGAAGUGACGCUGUAAGCACACACACAAUGGGCAGAGCAUAGUGGCUGAGAGGGACGUUGAGUGGUUGUGCAUGUUGGCCUACACAGGGGAUGAGUACGAUGGACUUCUUCUCGGCCAUGCAGACGUCGCACUCGGUGCUCUCGCGCUCCUCCUGCAGCCUGCAACCAACCCACCAACCACGCACACCAGUGAGCAGCGGACGGUCAACGAGAGCUCAGUCCGACGACUGACUCUCGUGUUACUUACCUCUCAUUCUCGCGCUUGAUGGCCUCAUUCUGCUUGAGUAUGGCCUCCUUCUCCAGCCGCAUGGCCUCGAGCUGCUGGCGUAGCGCAUCCAGCUCACUGACCUCACCAUCACACCUGGAGGCAGACGACCACACACGCAAUUGACAGAAGGACAGGUGUCUGCUUCCUCGGCUGCUCUGUCCAUCGAUACGUACGUACCUGCCGUGACCACCGCGGCCCUCCACCUCCACCGCCCUCUCCAAAGUGCUACUGCUACUGCCCCCGGCUGCCGAUGGGGCGAGGCCCUGCUCGUCAGAGCCACCACGGCUGCUGGAUGGUGCUGGUGUGGGUGUGGGUGUAUAUGUGUGUCUGUUGGGAGGCUGUGGGGGCGGGGCGGCCGGGCGGGGCGGCAGAGGGAAUGGCAGGGCUGGCGCGUUGUGGGGGCCGCCAGACACAGACGACUGCGAUGAGGAGGGCCGCGUCGACUCGGACGAAGACGGGAAGACUCUCGAGCUGAACACACAGACACACCGGAGUUGUCCCUGCUCAGUGUGGUGGAGUGCUUUGGUCGGCCUUACUUCUCGACUGGUUUGUCAGCUAUGUUGGUCUGCUGCUGCUGUGCAUUGCCGCCAGUGCCUUUGCCGCCCCUCUUUUUGCGGCCGACGGUGAUGAAGCCGCCGCCAUCAUCGCCCUCGUGUGGCCCUUCCUGCUGCCCACUGCCGCCAGCAGCAGCGCUCGAGGUGGCCGAGGGGCCGGCAGAUGAUGCACUGGCGACCCCAGUGCUCACAACGGGGAAUGACGGCGGCUGGAUCACGGCCGGUGGCGGCAGAAUGGGCACACCGAGACCGCGACCCACUCCAAGAGACAUGACCACGCCACCAGAACUAUCACCAGUCCCUCGCUGCUGCCGCCCACUGCCGUCAACGACCGACACAGAGGGCCCGCUAGCAGCCGAUGCAGCCGAUGGUGAGUAUGAUGAGCAUGAGUGUCGGGGAGGGGAGGGGGGCGACGGGCCGGGGGAACGCUCUGCUGUGUCCUCACGCUCUUCAGGGUCUACGUCUAUGUCACCGCAAUCAGCACUGCAUGUCGGCAACACACACACACACACACACACAUGUGCACGUCGUCACCUUUCUACUCAUCUGCUGACUGACCUGGACGGUGCCGCCUCGUGUGUGCCGAUGGCUCCUUUGUUCCUUUUGUUGUCCUUCGAUUUCUUCUUUCCCCUCUUUGUGCUACUGCCGGCAUUGGCGGGCUGGUCAUCGGCCAGGUCGGCGAUGAGCUUCUCGGCCCGCUCGUUGGCCGCAGUCUCUAUCUCGUCAAACAGAUCCAACAGCUGACACACAACACACACAGAAGUGGACACGGUGGGUAUGCCUGCGGCCCUUCUGCGUGUCUUAUCACCUCCUGUGGCACAGCUAGCUGCUGCUGCUGGUGUCCCUUGCGUCUCGCCGGCUGUCCCCCGGCCGCCCGCAUCGUCUUCAGGUCCUCGUGCUGCAGGAUGGCUCGCGUGACGCUGUUCGACCGGAGAGCGCCCCUCCUGCUGCUCACGCGACUGCCGUAGCUGCAUGCAGGAACACACAAAGAUGCACACGCUGUCGUGCGAGUCACAGGCAGGCAGGCAGGCAGGCAUGUUGGCAGGAUGUACCUAACAAGAGUCCGCAGAGUAUCGACGGCGAAGUCUACGAAGGUAUUGACCACCUUCGGGCGGUCGGCGUAGCCCUUGAUGCACCUCAAGGCCACUUGACAGACGAGUGCAGGGGCACCAUCGCGCACUGCUAUCUGCAUGCACCAGAUGGAUGACCCACAAAGUAUGUAGCGCAUCCAUCCAUCCAUCCAUCCAUCUGUCUGGUCUUUUCACCGCCCACCAACCGACCCACAUACCUUUGCGCGCUCAUCAGUGAGGUCUGUGGGGUCCCCGAGUACGUGCAUGAGCACAAAAUCCUCCCUCGAGUUGUCGCUGCUGUCCUCGAGCACUCCCGCGAGAGUGGAGGUGCAGCCUCCGGCAUACACGGCAUCACGGUGGCCACACGCUGCACGCACACAUUGAUGGAUGCAACACACACAUAGAGCAGCGGCCGAUACAUACGUACUUCGCACGCAGUGCAAACAUCUGCCCUGACUGACUCACCAGCGAGGAGAAGUGGGACACUCUUGUGAACAAUUUCGUCGUGACUGACAGGAUUCUUCACAGUGGCGGUCCACUUCCGUAGCACUGCGGGCACUCUCAUGAGACGCUGGACGGGCCCGUCAUCAGAGGCAAAGCACUCCCAACCUGCACACAUAACAUACACACACGUCCACCCAACCCACCCACCCACCCACCCACCCACAUACCAUACACCCACCCACAGAGGGGUUUCUUUCACCUGCCGCGUGCGAGAAUGCGAUGCAGCAACCAAAGAUCCACUCCAGGCACAUGGCGGCUCCCUCGCGCAGCCCUGCGUCUCCAUCAGAGCAGGCCACCACCUCGGCCAGUGGGUCGACGAGGCCGUAGAUGUUCUGCUGCAGCACCUCCAGAAAGGCAACACAGUCGGCAUGCGAACCUGAACACACACAUACAUACAUACACACCUGUGCUGUGCUGUGCAUGUAAGUGGUGCCUUACUGAACGUGCUGGCCGCGCAGCGCAAGUCUUCCCCAACAAGCCACAGGAUCCUCCGCGCCACCUCACCCCUGAAGCAACCAACCAAGCAAGGUUGUUACGUGCUUGCCUGUUUGUCGACUGCACUUUUUACCAUUUGUCCCGAAUUUCCGGUUUCGUAUGGGUCAUGACGCGCAGACCGACCGAGGACAGCCGCACCCAGAGAAAGUCUGGCAGAGUCAGUCUUGUUGGGAACGGCGGGCCGUCUCCCGGCAGCUUGCCAAACGCCGAUAUCAAAAAGACCAGCGCCGCCUUUGGGGGCCCGGGGCUGGUAGUCUGCUCUGGGAUCGUCUCAGCCCACUCCACGGCCCUGUGAAGGAUGUCUGGAUGAUGUUGCACCAGGAAAAGCUGGGAGUCGGUCGCGUUGCGCGCUUGCCGUCCCCUGACCAUGACCACUCGCAGCAGCGCGAAAGCGACGGCGCCGACGAGGUCAUCGGCGGUGUCUACCAACAACGUGUCAAGCGACGCGAUCAAAGACUGCAGCGACUCCGAGAGGGACGAGACAGCCCCUACAAGGAGGGGCUCCAGAUGAGGAUGGCACAGCAGGUGGAGCACCCGUGCCGCCCAGUCCUGGCGUGUCUUGUGGCCCACGUCGGUGAAGGCACUCGACACCCGCCGCAGCAAACCCUUGUUUUUGCACAGCCUUUGGGCCGUCUGCUGUACCCAACGCGGCACCUCCCCAUCGGCACCCGCGCUUUUGACCGCGUCGGCGAGACUGACGAGUGUCCCGAGGCUGGUGUCGAGUGCAUCCUCCGACAGCUGGUCCGGCGAUGAUAAGGCGGCUAUGGCACCGUUGACGUCGGGGCGCCGAGAAGACGGCCGGCGGUCGUCAGUCAUCACUGCUCGCAGGACUCACGCCGUCGCGUCGCAGCCCACUCCAAGAUCAUCACGAGCAUCUGCGACGAGCAGCACGGCGCACACAGUUUCCCACAGAUCGUGCUGAUGCCUCGUUUCCUUCCCUGUCGGCGCCUCACCUCUUGACUGCCCUUUUGUGCGAUAGCGCGCUCUAGCAGCGACACAUGCAGCCGACCCAUGGCCUGCAGCCGACGGCAGAUGGAUGUUUGGAUGGAUGAACCCGUGGAGCGGCACAGCCAGCGGCAUAGAGGGAGUCCCUUCUCCUUUUCUAUCCUCUUAUAUCUUUAUGCUACCUUCCACCGUCUGUGAUGUGUUUG
This is a messenger RNA of Vitrella brassicaformis, 4427 nucleotides long. The record is from the annotation of a GenBank genome assembly. NCBI's taxonomy places the organism in Eukaryota, Vitrellaceae.